This is a messenger RNA of Megalobrama amblycephala (Wuchang bream), 2230 nucleotides long. Its product is annotated as cytochrome P450 2J2-like. Gene Ontology annotation, cellular component: intracellular membrane-bounded organelle; cytoplasm. The record is from RefSeq and is a predicted model, not a curated record. Bases 38 to 1528 code for a protein of 496 amino acids. Gene Ontology annotation, biological process: xenobiotic metabolic process. The transcript has 9 exons. Gene Ontology annotation, molecular function: oxidoreductase activity, acting on paired donors, with incorporation or reduction of molecular oxygen, reduced flavin or flavoprotein as one donor, and incorporation of one atom of oxygen; heme binding; iron ion binding. NCBI's taxonomy places the organism in Eukaryota, Metazoa, Chordata, Actinopteri, Cypriniformes, Xenocyprididae.
UAAACUCUUACACAACAAUCCAGUAGUGUCAGUCAUUAUGGACCUGUUGCACCUUUACGAGUGGAUCGAUGUCAAAAGUAUUUUGAUAUUUUCGUGUGUGUUUUUAUUGCUGAGUGAUUAUAUCAGAAAUAAAGCGCCUAAGAACUUUCCUCCUGGACCAUGGUAUUUGCCGAUUAUAGGAGAUCUUCAUCAUGUCGAUAAUAGUAAGAUUCAUCUUCAGUUUACAGAGUUUGCAGAAAAAUAUGGCAAGAUUUUCAGCCUAAGAAUUUUUGGAUCAAGAAUUGUUGUGUUGAAUGGAUAUAAACUAGUGAAGGACGUCUAUACACUACAGGGUGAUAACCUCGCUGAUCGACCCACAUUACCUUUAUUUAAUGACAUCACUGGAGACAGAGGUUUAUUUGUUGCCAAUGGCUAUAAAUGGAGGCAUCAGAGGAGAUUUGCACUCUCAACUCUUCGAAACUUCGGAUUGGGAAAGAAAAGUUUAGAGCCAUCCAUCAGUCUUGAGUGUUGCUUUCUGAAUGAAGCCAUUUCAAAUGAACAAGGUCGACCAUUUGACCCUCACUUUCUGCUGAACAAUGCUGUCUCAAAUGUGAUCUGUGUCCUUGUGUUUGGUAAUCGAUUUGAGUACAGUGACCAUGACUUCCAGUCUCUGUUGAAGAACAUCAAUGAAGCUAUUUAUCUGGAAGGAAGCAUCUGGGCUCAACUUUAUAACAUGCUCCCAUGGCUCAUGCGGCGACUGCCUGGACCACACAAGAAAAUUAUUACUCUGUGGAAAGAAGUGAUUGGCUUUGUUCGAGAGAAGGUGAAUGCACACAAAGCGGAUUAUGAUCCAUCAAAUCCUCGAGACUACAUUGACUGCUUCCUUGCUGAGAUGGAAAAACUUAAGGACGACACAGCCGCUGGGUUUGAUGUGGAGAACUUGUGCAUCUGUACUCUGGAUCUGUUUGUAGCGGGAACUGAGACCACCUCCACCACUCUGUACUGGGGUCUUCUCUACAUGAUAAAAUAUCCUGAGAUACAGGCCAAAGUUCAGGAGGAGAUUGAUCGUGUUGUGGGAGGGUCACGGCAGCCAUAUUUAUCAGACAGGGACAACAUGCCCUUCACCAAUGCUGUCAUUCAUGAGAUACAGAGGAUUGGAAAUAUUAUCCCAAUAAAUGCAGUCCGAGCUACUGCGGAAGAUACUCAGAUAGGACAAUACUCUAUCCCAAAGGGCACAAUAGUGACAGGCAGUUUGACAUCAGUGCUGUUUGAUGAGUCGGAGUGGGAGACGCCUCACUCUUUUAAUCCAGGUCACUUCCUGGAUGUUGAGGGCAAUUUCAGGAGGAGAGACGCCUUUUUACCUUUUUCUCUAGGAAAGAGAGUGUGUCUUGGGGAGCAGCUGGCACGAAUGGAGCUGUUCCUGUUUUUCUCCUCUCUGCUGCAGCGCUUCACUUUCUCUUCACCGGCAGGUGUGGAGCCCAACUUGGAUUUUAAACUGGGGUUCACUUACUGUCCCCAGCCAUAUGAAUUGUGUGCAGUGACACGCUAAAACAAGCAACACAAUUCAUUUCAAUGGAAUGUUUUGCAAUAAGUUCAGAACAUAGUGAAUUUGAAUUGGAGUUUAAAUAAUUGAUCUUAUGUUGCCAUAUAGACUAUGCAGUAGCAAACAAUAGAAUAAAAUCUGGACCAAUCGGUGCUCAGCAGUUGAACCUCUAAAUCUGCAGAUAUUGAAUCAUUUUACAAAUAUAGUAAUGUCAUUCCUGGGAUUCAGAAAUAUUUCAGUCCCCCAGACUUUUUAAAGCGGUGGUUUACCAAAACUAAUUAAAAGCUUUUCACAAUACUUGUCCAUUAUAAUGAAUAAAAAUAAUCGUUGCAAUUUAAUAAUUUUUAUGAUAAAAUGUUUUAUUUCUAUCGAACACUAAGCAUUUUGUCAUGUCCCUGAAGCACCUCACUGAAUUUAUACUUAAAUAUUUAACUAAAUGUGCACAAUGUGUAUAAUUUUUGGCAAUAUUGAAAGUAUGUUCUUAUUUCAUUGCUGCCAUAUAUGGCCUCCUAUGGAAGUCACUUAAUGCCAAAUGUUUUUGAAAUAAAAAAGCUUGUUGAAUUGCAAUAAUUGAAAAAAAAAUGCAUUGUAUUUUUAGGGCUUGCAUUUUUAUGGGCUGAAAUUCAACAUGGUUGUAUAUUUAUGCAGUCAAUAUUUCAGUUCAAAACAUUUCAUACACAUUUUCAUUAUUAAAGUUAGUGUAAAGCA